GUUUCACCCACAGCCAUGGCGUCGUCGAACCACAACUUUGGCACGACAGUCGCUGCGGCAAGCAAUCUCGAAGCUGCCUCCAUGAAAGCUACGACGCGAAGGUUGAAGAAGAACAUGUACCAGAGACAGAAGCAGGCGACAUACCGGCGGCAAGACAAGCUGGAGAUCGCAUUCCAGAGAGAACGGGUCGUGGUCUUGGAGGAGAUGCUUGACCAAGCCCGCGCUCGGUUGCGCGGGGUGGUCACAUCCAAGUCGUCAUCGUCUUCGAUCUUGUCGUGGGAAGACAUUGCGCUAGCGUUGCGUGAAGGUGAGGACGCGGCCGUGGCGCGGAACGGACAGCUGCGGCAUCAAGUGCACCGCGGGCGGGCGGUGAUAGAGGACCUCAAGGUGUGGUUGUUCACGCGCAUUCCGGCGUACCCGAUUUCAUCGAUAUGGAGAAACGUGGGGCUCGUCCAGCAUGCGGACACGCGGCGCAUCGGUGUGGACUGGAUUACCAAGCAACUGGCGCACAACGCCACGCAUGCAUUCCAGCAAUAUGGCUUCCCUUCGCCCGAGUCUGGUGAAACCAUCGACGAUUACGUGUACUUUUACGACGGCGACGGCCUCGUUGCUGUGCAACGCAUCCAGUAUAUUGUAAACCAGCCGCUCGAAGUGUUUUACAAGGUCGUGACCAGCGAUACGUUUCUCGGCCACGAGAAUCUGAACAGCCACGACCCGCCAUUAAACCCAGCGAUCCACCAUCGUAUCCACGAUACCCACAAUAACACUAUCCGGACCAACUUUGUGAGCCGCGUGGCGCAUAUAGGGCUCAACUGUAUCUCAUUUGUGGGGCAACAUGUGAACAAUGACGAGUUGUUCCCUACAACGAACCUCCAGCGCCACCGUGUGAUGAUGUAAUUGUGCUAAAGUUAUGUGUCGUGGCUGAUCAAGGUGCUAGGUGCGAAUAUGAACGCGUGAGUCCCAACCAAACCAAGAUCCGAUCGUUGCAGCUGAUGUCUUCCUUGUUUGCCACCAACGGACUGUACUUGACUCCAGAUGAAGAAGCCAAGAUAUGGGGCUAUGACCUCGGACACGGACCAGAACAUACUAAGCAGGACCGAUUCCUCCAGUGCACUAAGAACGCCAUUGCCAAAGCCAUUACCAGACGACGACUUAUCAAAAAAUCAACCUAAUCUGUACUUAUACGUAUGAGCGCAGUUCCG
This is a messenger RNA of Aphanomyces astaci, 1202 nucleotides long. RefSeq lists its product as hypothetical. The transcript has 3 exons. The record is from RefSeq and is a predicted model, not a curated record. The coding region runs from base 16 to 897 and encodes 293 amino acids. NCBI's taxonomy places the organism in Eukaryota, Oomycota, Saprolegniomycetes, Saprolegniales, Verrucalvaceae.